Lagopus leucura (white-tailed ptarmigan) is the source of this 1225-nucleotide messenger RNA. RefSeq names its product regulator of G protein signaling 19 (gene RGS19). NCBI's taxonomy places the organism in Eukaryota, Metazoa, Chordata, Aves, Galliformes, Phasianidae. The transcript is spliced from 6 exons. The record is from RefSeq and is a predicted model, not a curated record. Bases 198 to 797 code for a protein of 199 amino acids.
CUGCUCGACGGCGCGGAUGCCCGACCCGCUCCAGCCGUGCGGCUGCAGGGACGCUAACCGGGCUGCUCGGGUCACCUGCGGCCUGGGAGCAGCAGUGAGCAGCAGAAGAGCCCCUGGAGCACGACCCACCCACGGCCACCGUGUAUGAGGCUGGGACGCAGUACGCAGGACCUGCGUCCGCAGAGCCACCCCUUCCGAUGUCCCGGCAUGAGACUUCUCCGACAACGGUGCAACCCGCCAGCAACCACCGCCCCAACGCCUGCUGCUUCUGCUGGUGCUGCUGCUGCAGUUGCUCAUGGAACGAGGACCGGGAGCGAGCGUGGAGGGCGUCCCGGGAGACCAAACUGGAGACCAUCCCAAACUGUGAAGCGUGCUCCAAACCCACCACGGAGGAGGUGCGGGGCUGGGCGCAGUCCUUUGACAAGCUGAUGAAGAGCCCAGCUGGUCGCAACGUCUUCCGGGAGUUCUUGAGGACUGAGUACAGUGAGGAGAACAUGCUCUUCUGGCUGGCGUGCGAGGAGCUCAAAACCGAGUGCAACAAACACACCAUCGAUGAGAAGGCCAGGACCAUCUAUGAAGACUACAUCUCCAUCCUCUCGCCCAAGGAGGUGAGCCUGGACUCGCGGGUGCGGGAGGUGAUCAACAGGAAGAUGCAGGAGCCGUCCUCGCACACGUUCGACGACGCUCAGCUCCAGAUCUACACGCUGAUGCACAGAGACUCCUACCCUCGCUUCCUGAACUCUGCCAUAUACAAAUCGCUGCUCCAGAACGUCUCCCGUUCCUCCUCGGAGUCCUAAAGGCCGUGGGGGCAGCGGCGGGGACGCGGCACCAGGAGGGAGAGCGGUGGGGGGGUGGCGGGCACGGCCCGGCUCUUCUCCAGCCCGCCGUUUUUAGCUUUUUACCUGUGAGCCCUCGGUCUCAGGGCCACCCCCAGGGCCGUCCCCGGGUUGGGGGCACCGCGGCGGCUCAGCUUGGGCUCGUACUACUGAACCCGGUCCCGGCCAGAAGGCAGCAGGGGGCGCCCAGGGCUCAGUGCCCCCCAUCGUCAUCCCCCCCCCCACCCCCCAGCUGCACCGCACCCACUUUUGAAGAGGUCACUUUAUCCCUUCUCCAUCGCACCUGGGGAUGCAGCACAUCCCCGAUUCCCACCUGAGACCCCUUUGGGGAACUUGUUUUGUUCUGCGGGUUUUGUUGGUUUGGUUUCUGGUUUUUCUUUUCUUUUUUU